AUGGAAACUAAGAGUGUGACUCAAGAUGUUUUUUCGAUGGCAAACGAUGAAGCAGAAAAUAGGACAUUUCGAAAUGCGGAUGAGCUACGGUUAGCACAGAUGGGGCACAAGCAGGAGUUGAAGCGUCACUUUUCGGUAUGGAGCUUGAUUGGUCUCGCUGCCAAUUGUACAAUUUCUUGGACCGGGCUUGGACUCGGUCUAAUCACUGCAAUUGAUGCUGGCGGUCCUGGGCCAUUGAUUUACGGAUUCAUUCUUGUCUUCGUCCUUCAAGCCUUCCUUGCAACAUCAUUGGCAGAAUUCGUAUCUGCAUAUCCUGUCGAGGGUGGAAUGUACCACUGGAUCGCAGCUAUCGCACCAAAACGCUACAAUAGCAUCUUGAGUUUCGCAACUGGUUGGAGCACGGUAUUUGGGUGGAUAUUCACAACUGCAUCCACGAACCUGAUAUAUGCGACAAACUUCAUGUCUCUUAUAGCAUUGUACGAAACAGAUCUCGUCAUACAACCAUGGAUGACGUUCGUCGCGUAUCAAGGACUGAAUAUCCUCACGUCAAGCAUUGUCAUGUUCGGAAAUCGAUUCAUUCCGUUAAUCAAUAAGUUCUCUUUGUGCUACCUACAGCUAGCAUGGUUUGUUAUCAUGGUGACUGUUGCUGCGUCGGCUCCAACUCACAAUGACACCGAGUUCGUCUUCAAGACUUGGAUAAAUAACACAGGAUGGGAGAAUAACGUGAUCUGCUUCAUCACGGGGCUCGUCAAUCCGUUAUACUCUCUAGGAGGCCUGGAUGGAAUUACGCAUGUGACCGAGGAAAUACCAAAUCCCGGGCGAAACGCACCAAUUGCACUUGCCUCGUCAAUCUCCAUAGCAUUCAUAACCGGUCUGUCCUACCUCCUCAGUCUUAUGUUCUCCGUGCAAGACUAUAAGAGCCUCGCAAACUCUCCAACAGGACUGCCUUUAGCCGAAAUCUUUCGCCAGGCAACUCAAAGUCGUAGUGGAACGUUUGCAUUGGUAUUCCUGCUCUGGAUUGCAUUAGGACCGUGUAUGAUUGGGUCGCAGCUCAGUACAGGAAGGGUCUUCUGGGCCUUUGCUCGGGAUAGAGGGCUUCCAUUCUCCGAAAUCUGGGCCAAAGUAAACCCCAAAUUCGGCUCCCCAUUCAACUCCCAACUAGCAGUAACCACCAUAAUGGCCCUAUUAGGCUGCAUCUACCUCGGAUCAAGCACAGCCUUCAACGCCAUGAUGAGUUCCGCAGUAACAAUAAACAACAUCGCCUACCUCAUCCCAAUCCUAACAAAUGUCCUCCGUUGUCGGAAGACGAUGCACCGCGGACCGUUUUCCCUUCCGUAUAUAGUCGGGAUGGCGGUGAAUAUCGUUACCGUUGCGUGGUUGGUGUUUGCGAUUGUUUUUUUUUCGUUUCCGUAUUAUAUGCCUGUUACUGCGUCGAAUAUGAACUAUACCUGCGCUUGCGUUGGAGGGUUUCUGGUGAUUGAGGUUGUGUGGUGGAUUGUGGCUGGAAAAGAGUAUUCGAGGAGUAUGCAAAAGGCGAGAGAGGAGCGGGACCAGGCUCCGUAUGUAGCUGCAAUGGCCAGAAAGGGCGAGGAGUAA
Aspergillus chevalieri is the source of this 1596-nucleotide messenger RNA. Its product is annotated as putative choline transporter Hnm1. Gene Ontology annotation, molecular function: transmembrane transporter activity. Gene Ontology annotation, cellular component: membrane. Gene Ontology annotation, biological process: transmembrane transport. The record is from RefSeq and is a predicted model, not a curated record. The transcript has 13 exons. Bases 1 to 1596 code for a protein of 531 amino acids. Lineage: Eukaryota; Fungi; Ascomycota; Eurotiomycetes; Eurotiales; Aspergillaceae.